Messenger RNA from Xiphophorus couchianus (Monterrey platyfish), 5284 nucleotides. It is a transcript of the gene ppp1r9a, whose product is annotated as protein phosphatase 1, regulatory subunit 9A. Gene Ontology annotation, biological process: actin filament organization; calcium-mediated signaling; neuron projection development. The record is from RefSeq and is a predicted model, not a curated record. The transcript has 20 exons. Gene Ontology annotation, cellular component: dendrite; cytoplasm; postsynaptic density. Gene Ontology annotation, molecular function: actin filament binding. Bases 674 to 4063 code for a protein of 1129 amino acids. Lineage: Eukaryota; Metazoa; Chordata; Actinopteri; Cyprinodontiformes; Poeciliidae.
CCACCAGCAUCAGUGUGGUCCUUGACCCCACGCCACCCAGAGCGUCUACCGAGCACUCAUCCUCCAGCGAAGUUACAGUCGCUGUGUGUUGGUAUUUAUGCCAGACUGCAGGCUCACUGAACUCCCCCCCACCCCCUAGAUUAUCGGACCGAACCAUUGCCGCAGUUUAGGUUUGAGCACCUGUCACAUGACGCUUUCUAUUUCCACGCCGCUCUUCAUCGGCGCGGCGAGUUCGUGCGCUUGGACGCGACGUGGAUGUGGAUCGGACGCUGCCCUCCGGCGAAUGCUGCGAGAGAGCAAGCUCUGAGUGAGAUGGGCUGCCAAAUUGCCCCGACACCCCUAUUGUGCAACUGGCAGCAUCACCCACUGCCUGCAAUGGCGUUGAAGCGGCUUCAGUGUGUCUAAGCGGUUUCUGUAGUGGCGAUUCCGUCCUGGACCACUUACGAGCGUGGGAGAGAAAUGUUAUUUUUGGGAAGCUUUUCCAGCGAGAGCAUCCAUAUUUCCCCCCGCAUUUGCCCUCUGGAUUACAUUUCGUGCCUGUUAGGAGCCCGACGAAGCUGGAGCGUUGAAUGUGUGACUAGGCUUAAAGCACUGGAGUAGGCCCAACUAGACUUUGGACUCUUAAUGAGGUCACAGCAAUGCUGACAUUGCCUCUAAACCCAAAGACAUCAUCAUGCUGAAGACAGAGGCUUCGGGGGAGAGGACCAGCCUCCGCAGUGCCUCCCCCCACCGUAAUGCCUACCGGGCUGAGUUUCAGGCACUUAAGAGGGCCUUUGACCAGCCUCGGAUUGAUGGGGACUCGAAGCCCAAAGACCCCGAGCGGGUGAAACAACCGAGGGGUCGCCAGUAUGGCGCUCACGUCAGUCGCAUUAAGGACAUGUUCAUGCAGAUGGGCUCAGAAAAUACAACCAGUAAAGCCAGGGGUCGGGAUGAAUCGUCGCCGCAAAAACUAGUGAAGCCAACCAACUUUAUCAACAAAACUGAUGGAUCAGUCAUCAAACUUCAACAUUCUUCAUCUGCUGAGAGGAUUGGGAGUGCGGGGGCAAAGUUUUCCGAAACCAGGAAACUAUUUGAACAACAGUCACGUGACCAAUCCCAAUCACCAGUCUUUCCCUACGGACGCGAUAAGAGGGGCUCUCAUGAACACCUUGACGACUGGAGAGGAGCGAGGUCCAACAGAGGCAGCACAGACUCUCUGGACUCUCUGUGCUCCAGAACCGAGGCAUCAUCGCCAACCGUUAGUCAGCUCAGUGCUGUUUUUGAAAAUACUGACCAACACAAUCAAGGGGGGUCCUAUAGAGGAGUAAGUAGGCGAGCCCUCUACUCACCUGAUGGAUCCUACCGCCAAGGAGGAGAUCUCAGCGAGGUUGAGUCAAGACAAUCUCCAAUUCGCGGAAACUACCGGAACAAAACCGGGGGCAAGUUUCCUGCGUCUUCAUCCACUGAGGACUUCCUGAGCCCCAGUCCUGGAGCAGAUACUUCUGAAGCCAAAAAAGAGAGUUCACGAGAUAAAGAGAUCCAGGACAAAACCGGGGAAGCUUCUAGAAGAGACAGGCAAAAUUUGUACAAUGCCACCACCAAUGGAAGCCAAGUUAAUGGCUCUUGUGAAGAAGAAGAAAACCCCUCAGACUCACUGACAUUUUUUGAGGACCAAGAAGUCAUCAAAGCCUCAAAAUUUACACAUAGUACUGUGAUUACUAAUAAAAUUUUUGAAGAUGUUACUCAUGAGCUGCUGCCCUCCACAACCCCGCAAACUGGAGAAAGCAGAGAUGACGUGGAUGCUUUGAAGCAGGAAACAUCCCCUGAACCACCCAAGGACCAAAUUGAAGUACCAGAGGAGGAAUAUACAGGAAAUGAGAGGGUGAUUUUCAACGCAGAUGGGGACGCCUGUUACCAGGGAUGGGGAGAAAGCUGCACCGAUCCCGAUGAUGACCUGUAUGGUGAUGACGAGGAUAUUGUCUACGACCCAGGCUCCGAUGUGACGGAGAUCCCUGGUCUGCCGGAAGAAAACAAGGAGGACAUCCCACCAAAGAGGAAGAUUUGCUUCAGCACGUCUCCCAUCACAGUGUUCAACACCUACUCCAACGAGGACUAUGACCGACGUAACGAGGAAGUGGAUCCUGUGGCCUCCUCGGCGGAGUACGAGCUGGAGAAGAGGGUGGAGAAACUGGAACUCUUCCCUGUGGAACUGGAGAAAGAUGAAGACGGCCUUGGGAUCAGUAUCAUCGGGAUGGGUGUCGGCGCUGAUGCUGGCUUGGAGAAACUGGGCAUCUUCGUGAAGACCGUCAUCGAGGGUGGAGCUGCCGAGAGAGACAGCAGGAUCAAGGUGAAUGACCAGAUUGUGGAAGUGGAUGGGACCAGUCUGGUGGGUGUGACCCAAAGCUUUGCUGCUUCAGUCCUGAGGAACACGUCAGGAGUCGUUCGCUUUGUGAUUGGCCGAGAGCGCCCAGGUCAGCAGAGUGAGGUGGCCACGCUCAUCCAGCAGACCUUGGAGCAGGAGAGGAGGCAGAGAGAACUCCUGGAGCAGCAGUAUGCCCACUAUGACGCAGACGACGACGAGCAGACGGGGGAGUAUGCCACCGAUGACGAGGAAACGGGAACAACGGCGGGUGGCGAGAAGAGCAUAGAGGUGUUUGAUCUGCCGGAAACGGAAGAGAUCUUGUCUCCUUCAGAGUUGGACGCCACUAAGCUGUACCAGAAGUUCAGAGAGCUCCAGAUCAAGCACACAGUGACAGAGGCCGAGAUCCAGAAGCUCAAAAACAAGUUGGCGUCCGUUGAGAAGGAGAAGCAGCGCUGGGAGAAGGAGAAGAGCCAGCUGAAGGCCAGCAUUGAGGAGAACAAGGAGAGGAUGCUGAAGCUGGAGAGCUACUGGAUCGAGGCGCAGACGCUCUGCCACACCGUCAACGAGCAUCUGAAGGAGGCCCAGGCCCAGUACCAGGCUCUGGAGAAGAAAUACAACAAGGCCAAGAAACUCAUUAAGGACUUCCAGCAGAAAGAGGUGGAGUUCAUCCAGAAGGAGGAUGCAGAGAGGAGGCGGCUGGAGGAGGCUGAGAAAGCUCACCUGGCUGAGAUCCAGGGACUGCAAGUUAGGAUUGCAGCAUUGGAGUCUGAGUUAAUGCAGCUGAUGAAGCAGAAUGGCAUCCAGGUCAACAACAACAACAGCAACAGUUCUGAGAGGCUCAGCGCUCAGCAGCACAGCCCGAGCGGAGCUGCAGCUCAACCUAGAGAAGUUGACGAAGGAUCCUCCCACUCACCCAGCAUAAAGACAGGCUGCACCGGAGACGGCAUCAGUUUCCAAGAGGGACAGAUUUCUGAGGCUCUUGGUAGUCCAGCACGUAGUUGCUUUGGAUCGGUUCGCUGCGAUUCGAAAGACGGUUCCCCCAGAAAAACACAACAUGGUUCUCAGUCAGUUGGAGAGUCAAGCCUGGACGAACACAGACAAGCUCCAGACCCUGGUUCCACAGAACCGUCAGCAGAUGGCAGUGUGCCGAAACCAAAGGAUAAGGGCUCACUUACAUGGCCCCAGUUCUUCUCCUACUCAUAUUAUGUGGCGCCAACCGUUGGCGACGGCCUGAGCGCCAGCAGCAGCAGCAGCUCGGUGGAGAUCAGUGGUCUGCUCAGCGCCACCAGGGUGUCGGGGCGCUCACACACCCCAGUGCUGUCCUCGGAAGAGAGUCUGGAUAUGAUAGAUGAUGAGAUUUUAGAUGAAGCGCAGCCUUUGAAGCAGCACCAGUGGCAGAGCCGCAGCAUUACGGACUGGACCUCGCAGCAAGUGGCGCGCUGGCUCACAGGCCUCAAUUUAGAACACCAUAUCCCAGAAUUCACUGCCAAAAACAUAGACGGGGAGCAGCUGCUGCAGCUGGAUAGUGCUGAACUCAAGACUCUUGGUGUGACUUCUUCCCAGGACCGCUCCCUGAUCAAGAAAAAGAUCAAAGACCUCAAAGUUCUGAUGGAGAAGGCCCGGCGCAACCAGGAGAAAGUGGAGAAACAACGCGAGAAGAAACGGAAGAAAGAGCUGGAGCAGCAGCAGAAAGAUGCAUGCAAAGAAACCUCCACGGAGUGAAAAGAACCCGACCUCCUGUUGUUGAACUGUAGCGCCACACGGAGUAGCAUCUCGCGGAGCAGAAGGUCAGCAGGUCCCUCGUUGAAACCCAGCGGGACGCCUGCUCUGUAGUUCUCAAAGUUGGAACUCCACAGCUGACCGUCAGAAGGGGCUGAGUGACCUAUUCCCCUGGCAUACCAAAACUAAAACUAGCUUUUGGUUGGUGGAAUCCUGUUCAUCAUUUUCCCAGUCCCCCCCCCCAUCUCCUGUCCAUCCUGUAAUUUUACCCUUUUUGACGAGUUAUUAAGUUCUAUUUAUUUUGCUGUUUAUAGCUGUAAAUUGGGUUUUAUUUAUUCAUAUCCAGAGUCAAUCUGUGAUGAAGUUCAUCUCAUCUUCCUCCCAUAUCAUCAUAGACAAAACACAUGCUCAUGUACAGUGAUAAACACAAAUACAGAUACGUCUAACGUGCCAUUUUAAUAGACUUGUGAAAACCUAAAUGAGCAGAAUCUACUGUUUUUGUGAAGCGGGUCAGGUCUGCGAGGUAGAUUUUAAAAGGACAUCCCUCAUCUCCCCCCACUGGGUGUCUCCAUGACGCUUAUUUCUUCCACCCAAGGAAGCAGAACAGAGAGAGAAGAAGAUCUGUUGGAGAACACUGGAAGUGCAAACACUGAAAAUGUUGACUUUAUACAUCAAAAAGCAGCUUGACUGAUAAAAGACGUACUGUAUUCACCGGGCUGCGUUUGUAAGUGAUUUUCAGGUACUGUGCAAGCAGUGAAUUUGUAACCUAACCUAAUCCUCAAGAAGCUCAUUUACUGAAACGUCCUACUCAUAUGCAUAAUGUUGCUCCGACUCCACUAAUAACUUGCUUUUGACCUCCUUUUGUAAGUCGGUAAUAAAGUUAAACCCCGCUGCUGCCUUUAGACAUGCUAGAGUAGUUGAAUACUUCCUGAGCUCUACCUGCUUCUGUGUGCGUGUCGAAACAAAUGCUAAGCUAAUUCUCUUAUAUUCUUUCUUGUUGUUCUUUUUGAUAAUUCACAUGCAAACAUCAUGCCUGACGCUGUAAUGUUACACUGGAAAUCCACAUUGAUUAGAGAUGUACCGAUUAGACUUGUUGGCCAAUUUCAGAUGUCCAGUUUUUCUAAAGCUUGAUCAAUCAAUACCAAAUUUAGCUGUAUUAAAAUCUGAAAAUGUAACAGCAUUUUAAAAUGUUUGAUAAAGCUUCGAUAAUGUUAGCCACCAUAA